GGUUGCUGUCCAUGGUCCUGAAUCCUGUGUCGUCUGGAAUCACGCGUCAGCACCAUGGACAGCUUCCUCGGCUUCCUUUGUUUUGGUUCAGAACCACGGAAAGAAGAAAAUGCGUUUUUACGAGGGGUCCUACACUAAAUAAAGCAAAUUUUGGAUAAGGUUGAUACAUCCGUGACAUUACUCUAUUUAAUGUCCUGUUACUAUGACGUAAGUCAUUCAGAUCUCCCCUUUGCUAUUUAUAUUAAUGCGCAAUGACCCGGUAGAACAUUUGAGGAAAUGUAACGGCUCUCUGACCUAUAAGUUUUUACAGCAAAUAAACUAUCAGUCUUUAAUUAAUUAAUAGUUACAGUAAAGGGCAUCCAUUAUAAACGGACCGACCCAGCAUAUUAACGAACGCGGGCAACCAAACUAAACUAGGGCGAGUAAACUGUAUAAGGUUUCGUUGGGUGGAGGAGAUCCUUUUUGCUAUCCGGUUUCCGUCUUUUUCCCUCGUCGCGGAAUAGGCCUAUAUCGGGUUCCUUUAGUCUAUGUGUGUUUACGUUUAUUUUAUAUUCGUGCAAACUUACAGCAAAGAUAUGAUGACGUUAAGUAUUAAUCGUGAGUUACACCCGAGUUACUUUUUACAGUAGCGGCAGAUCGUGUUACCUUACGUGUUGUUUUUAGGAGCAAUGGGGUGAGUAAAGCAGGGGUAUCGUGAAAUGCCAACUUUGUGGAAACGCAUCGUGUUCUCCUUCGGUUCUGUGCUCAGCAUCGGUUCUGUUGUACUUCUGGUUGUGGCGCUGUCCACCGAGCGCUGGGUUACAGGAACCGUCCUGUGUCAGACAGGAGUGGACCUGGUGAACGCGUCUCACCCGGAGCUCGAGCAGUUCACGGGACACAUUUACUACGGACUCUUUCAGGGCGGGAAAACGCGGAGAUGCGGGCUCGGGACCCGCCGCUUUAAAAUUUACGUGUUCCCAAAGCUUGUUAAAAAAAUCAACGGUGGUCUGCACAUGGUCAUAAUCUUCUUCAUUUUUUUCGCAAUUGGCUUUGCAGUGCUCAGUUUAGCCUUCUGUAUAUAUAAUGCCAGAAAAGUUCCUUAUCAAUCGAUCAGAGGACCAUUUGGCCUCUACAUCUGGAAUUUUAUUGCAGCUCUGUUCAGUGCAAUGGGCUUUGCAUGUUUCCUCGCAGCAGUUCAGUGCCAUGAUCUCACAGAACACGUGGCUAACUACAAAGAAAGUCUUUUUCGACUUGUGAUCCUCGAGGAAAGUCUCGGCUUUUCUUUCUGGUUGUGCGUUUCCAGUGCUGUUACACAUGGAGCUAACAUUCUUGUAGUAGCCUGCAGUAGACUUCAUCUACCUAAAAUCAAGACAAAGAAACCAGAAGAACCCACAGCGACAGGAGAUGAUUUCCUUUACUAAGGAACAGAGACAAACUGAAAGUUCUGACUGUUGUGGUCUUCGAGGAAGCUGCUUGAAAGCCAAACAGAAUGUUGGUGCAUUGACAUCAACUGAAUAUGAGAUGAUUUUUAUGGGUUUGACUCGUGGAAGAUUCUUAAAGACCAUUAUGUGGCAAAUAAGUAAUCGACUUGUUUAGGACAUAACAAGUUGUCACAGACUUCCAGGGCUUCCAAAACAUAAGAAGACAUUGUACAUAUUUUUUCAAAAAAAUGAAUCAUGUAAAGUUAAAUAAUACUGUUAUUUAACCCUUAUGUGGUGUUCGGGUCUGUGGGAUACGCUUUUAAAGUUUACUAAAACAAAAAUGAUGCAAUUAAUUGUUUUAUCAACCUCAGAUUCUUGGCCUUGGCUCAUUUUCUAUGAACAACAUAAAAAUAAACAACUUUACAAUGACUGUA
Misgurnus anguillicaudatus (oriental weatherfish) is the source of this 1834-nucleotide messenger RNA. It is a transcript of the gene clrn2, whose product is annotated as clarin 2. The record is from RefSeq and is a predicted model, not a curated record. Lineage: Eukaryota; Metazoa; Chordata; Actinopteri; Cypriniformes; Cobitidae.